AUGGUCUACACGCUGUGUCUCCCGCAGCUUUUCAAUGCCACCACUCCCUCUUAUGCGCCAUCGCGCAGCCGGUCGCACGCAGAGGUUGUCCCAGACAUCGUAGUGAUCCCACCGAUGUCGGACAUGAGCAGCACCGACGUGCAGGCUGGCAGUGACGCGCCCUCUGCCUCCCCCGUGAUGUCGACUUCGAAGUCUGCAGUCGCGUCGAAGCGCGGCCGGCCGUCGCUGCGUAUCGCAGCCAGCGCCAGUGUGCCGUUCCCAGCCACUGCGACCCCAACACGCACCCGCUACUCAGACCACGUCUUCGCUGGUUUACGCUCUGCUCCCUUACCGCCCGGCACUGCGCGCUGGGCGCCGUCCUUCUCCCUCUCGCCGACGCCGCACAGAACCCACUUUGAUUCGUUCAGCAGCGUGGUGGAGAUCCCGCGGUUUCGGAAACGCGAGCUCAACCUAGGUAUCGUGCGGGGCGCUGCGCAGAGCGUCGCAUGGUUCCUCCUCUGGGUGACAUGGGUCGGGAAUGGCCUCCUUGGGGCCUUCUUCGACGUGAACAUCAUGUACAUGCUCGCGCAGUGCGCCAUGUACCCUCCCGCCCCCACCUCCCACUCCCUUUGGGUCUUUCUUGCUGGGGGGUACGGUGUCCUCUGGGUUGUAUCGGUUUUCGGCAUCUGGCUGGGAUAUGGCGUCGGUUUCCAGUACUACCGCCGCUGGCGGCGGGUCCGGCCGGCGAUCGAGCCGAUCUAUCUCUCCCUCUACGCCAACCUCCACCUGUCCCUGCUGAGCUUCGACCACUUCUGCUUUCUCUUGCACAUCCGGCUCAGUGCAUGGCACACGCCACACGCACUCGACAUUUUGCCCGAGACGGCACACUUCGUUGUACAGCUGCUUCCAGGACUCGUGCCGAUGGCCGCGCGCGCUGGGAUUGCGAGUGUUCUCCUCAUCUCGAACUGGAAUGCGAGUGCUGGUGGGCUGGGGCGCGACCUGCGCUUCUUCGACCCCGAACUGACGACGUACGCCCGUGGGUUGGUGCUGGCGUCCUGCGCAUACGUCGCGGUGCGCAUUGUCGCGGUUGCCCUCGCAGCCCUGACCCUUCUCCUCUUCCUUGCGCGUCCGCUGAAGACGACGCACUCAAGCGAAGCCUUGCUGGGUCGCCGUGACCCUGCGGCCGUUCAUUUCCCGGCGACCACAUGGCGCGACGAAAACGAGCUCCAGUGGGCAUGGCGGGCACGCACCCGCGCGAGGAUCCAGGACGCGUUCGAGCUGUGUAUUGUGCGCCCCAUUCGGUCAUCUGUGACGUUGGAAAAGGCGUCAGUGCCACCACCAGCGCCCGUCCACCGGCGUGGGGAAUCGGCGCCGCGCGUGCUGAAUCUCGACUUUGCCCGGUCCGGCACAGUAAACGGAAACGGGAACGCCCAACGCCGCCGCAAAAAGGAGAGCACGGCCCCGCUGACUUUCGCGGACGCGUUCGGAAGUGGAAUGAUGGCCAACGAGUUCUACGCCGACGCCGAGCUCAGCCCAACCACCAUCUUUAAGGAUAUCCAGGCGAGUAUGGGACUCGCGCGUGUGUCAGAGGAGACGGAACCUGGAACCUCUCCUCUCAAGAUCCAGAAGCGCACUCGCCCGUCCACGGCGACUGAAGACGUCCCGCCUUCCUCGCACUCCCUCGUCUCGCUCCCCAUUUUGUCGCCGCUCACGCCGACAUUUGUGCCCAUGCAUCCGCUCGAUGCGGCCUCGUCCCCUGACCAGACCUUCACGUCGGCCCGGGGCCCCGUAUCGUUCGAGGUGUGGCGCGGGCGCCAGCCGAGUUCGCGUCACGUCAGCUUCGGGAGCCGAUUGAGUGGUUUCUCGGCAGACGCGACCCACGGGGACAGUAUGUGUGGUCAUUUGGACGGCACGUUUGAGGAGCUGAUGAGCUGGUCAACUGACGGCUAUGUCUUUGAUCGUGCGGUGAGCACCGACAACCAUGAGAGAGGAGAGGUGGUUGAGCGGCCACCGCGCGGUAGUGCGUUCUUCGGCGACGCGCCGCGCAGCCGCGACAGCCUGGCGUCCACUGCUGUUCUGGACGCAUCCUUCUCGACGCAGCUGGAGCGCACGACUUCCUUUGUGGACAUGUCGGGUGUCGCAGACACAUCGAUGUCAUUCUCGCCGGAUCCAUCACGCGUGUCAACGACGUUUGGGCUUGAUGUACUGGCCCCCGUGCACACUGAGGCGGUGCACACCCAGGCGCCGCGCAUUGACCCUCCAAAGCCGCAAUCCACUACGCCACCGCGCCCAGCCCGGUCGCCGAAAAGGGAGUCCCAAUCACCGAACAUCUCUCAGCUCGAGCUCUACACACCGCGCACCCCAUCACGCCAGACGUCGCGUCCCGAGACGGCCGUGAGCCCGGUAGAGCCAAGCACACACAACACCAUCAACGAGGCUGACCUCUUCUACCAGCGCAAGCGGCGUUCCACCUCAGCAGUGGGCCUCCGGACCGCUGGCAUCCCGAUGGCGACCAAGUUUGACGCGUUCCCAUCGCCUCCUACCCGCUCUCCUCGCCUGCCUGCUGUGUCGCUGGGUUCUCCGCUCGGCUCACCCCUCAGCUUAUCCCUCAGUGGUCAUCUUCUCCCGUCUCCGAUUGCCAUCGAGGAGGUACACGACGAGAAAGGCGACGAGCGCCCUCUCAAGGGCCGUGGGAGUAGAAGUCCGAGUCGUCGCCUCUCAUUCACGUCCGAUGUUGAAUGGUUCGGGAACGGGUCGCCAAGUUCGUCACCAUCCCCAUCCAAGAGCAAUAGUAGGGCGCAACCCGCGCUGGUCGGACCGCCACCCGUACUGGAGCUACUGGCCGCAGCCUCGCCCACAACACCAGAGGUUCCGCCACCUGUACCUAGACCUCCACUUGCUUUCUCCGCUCCGACGUCGUUCCCGCAUCCAACCCCUCCUCCUGCGGGGCCGGCCGAACUCUCUGGCUCGCUGCGCAAGCGCAGAAUCCCUGUGCCCCAAAUCCAGCUGCCGCCUCCGCCGCCUCCGCCGCCUCCGCCCUCGGCGUUCAACGCCCCACCGGUGCCAGCGAGCGAGAGCAUCCCGGCCCCGCUCCUCUCCUCCUUCUCGAGAGCAUAUCGCUCGCGCAUAACCCGCGGCACGAUGCCCGAGUGGCUCGAAGACAAGAUGGAGUAG
Messenger RNA from Cutaneotrichosporon cavernicola, 3153 nucleotides. RefSeq lists its product as uncharacterized. Lineage: Eukaryota; Fungi; Basidiomycota; Tremellomycetes; Trichosporonales; Trichosporonaceae. The transcript has 4 exons. The coding region runs from base 1 to 3153 and encodes 1050 amino acids. The record is from RefSeq and is a predicted model, not a curated record.